AUGCCAGCAACUGCCGAUGAUAUCAAAUAUUUAAAAGUAGCCAUUAGCGAAGCUCGUGUUGGUCUUAGCGAAGGAGGCGUGCCAAUAGGUGCUUGUGUGGUAGAUGGCAGUGGAAAGCUGCUCGGUGUAGGGCACAACAAGAGAGUGCAGGAGAAUUCUGCAAUCAAACACGGAGAGACAGACUGUAUGGAGAAUAUAGGGAGACUACCCGCAUCGGUGUACAAGACUUGUACCAUGUACACGACCUUGUCUCCAUGCGACAUGUGUAGCGGCACGAUCCUCCUGUACGGAAUACCACGAGUCGUGAUGGGAGAGAACCACACCUUCAAGGGGAAUGAGGAUUACCUGAGAUCAAGAGGCGUGGAAGUCAUCAACUUGGACGACGCAGAAUGCAAACAGAUCAUGGCCGAUUUCAUAAAGGAGAAGCCUGAGCUGUGGAAUGAAGACAUAGGAGUCGAGAAUCCUUGA
This is a messenger RNA of Synchytrium microbalum, 468 nucleotides long. RefSeq lists its product as uncharacterized. Gene Ontology annotation, molecular function: diaminohydroxyphosphoribosylaminopyrimidine deaminase activity. The transcript has 4 exons. Lineage: Eukaryota; Fungi; Chytridiomycota; Chytridiomycetes; Synchytriales; Synchytriaceae. Bases 1 to 468 code for a protein of 155 amino acids. The record is from RefSeq and is a predicted model, not a curated record.